AUGGCUCGUGUAGAGGAAGCAGCCCAGCGGCUGUCCCAAAGUGGGAGGACCCUCUAUGCAUUGCUGGAACUUAAGAAAGGUGCCUCACCUGAAGAUAUCAAAAAGGCCUACAGCCACUUCUCACCCUCUCCCCACCCUUCCUUUGUGUAUUGCCUGGGUAGGAGACUGGCCUUGAAGUAUCAUCCAGACAAGAAUCCAGGGGACCCUCAAGCAGCAGAAAUAUUCAAGGAGAUCAACACAGCCCAUGCCAUAUUGAGUGACCCAAAGAAGAGGAAAGUCUACGACCAGCAUGGCUCAUUGGGACUAUAUCUGUACGAUCACUAUGGCGAACAAGGCGUCAGAUACUAUUUUACUCUGAAUAGUUGUUGGUUCAAGACACUUGUCUUCCUGUGUAUACUGCUCACUUGCUGCUGUUGCUGUUCUUGCUGCUGUCUUUGCUGUGGAACACUUAAACCACCUUCUGAGGAGGUUAGUGAAAGGAAAUGCCAACAGAAUGUCCUGAGCCAGCCUGCAAGGACAGGUGAGAACCGUAGGCGGGACUGAGGUAAGAUCUGUAUUAGCAAUGAAGGAAAUGAUUGGGGCUGAUAAAGACUUGUGAAGAUGACAGGUUAACCCCUAAACGUGGCAGUUUCAAGUCUGGCAUUGGA
Molecule: messenger RNA, 647 nt
Organism: Nycticebus coucang (slow loris)
Lineage: Eukaryota; Metazoa; Chordata; Mammalia; Primates; Lorisidae
Gene: DNAJC5G
Product: DnaJ heat shock protein family (Hsp40) member C5 gamma
Exons: 3
Coding region: 1-543 (180 amino acids)
Source: RefSeq, a predicted model, not a curated record